Molecule: messenger RNA, 3443 nt
Organism: Priapulus caudatus
Lineage: Eukaryota; Metazoa; Priapulida; Priapulimorpha; Priapulimorphida; Priapulidae
Product: solute carrier family 12 member 2-like
Exons: 25
Coding region: 127-3318 (1063 amino acids)
Biological process (GO): sodium ion homeostasis; cell volume homeostasis; chloride transmembrane transport
Cellular component (GO): membrane
Molecular function (GO): sodium:potassium:chloride symporter activity
Source: RefSeq, a predicted model, not a curated record
UCAGCGCAUCCUUGCAAAGAGUAGCCUAUGUCAAUAUUGCAGCUUUUGCUACCGGUGACGGUGUGCCAACGCGGAGAGUCAGGGAGUUAGCUCUAUUGCACCUAGUUGGUUCUCCUGACCGAAGUGAUGUCGGAAUCCAAGGAAGCAGUUGGGAACUCCAAAGGUGAUACGAACGUGGGAAAGACGGGGGCACUGUCAUCCAGGUUCGUCGUGGAGAAAGUUGAAAGCGCGGGAGUGCCUAACGAACGGCUAGCUGGAAAACCAGACGCGAAUGACACGAACAGUAGUAAUUUAAACUCUGCCAAAGCAGAGCAACAACAACAACAACAACAGAGUAACCGGCGUCCGAUUCAACCCCCCGCUGUUAAACCGCGACAAGAGCAUGACGCGACAAAAUCCAAAUCUUCCCCCAAAAAUUGUGAGAAUUCUAGGACACGACAUGUGUCAUAUUCCGACGGGACGGUCGACAACGUGAGCAGCGGCGGCGCCACUAGCAGCGUAAUGGGGAAUGUGACCCCGAAGAGUCCCCACACGUUCACGUUUAGCGGCACGCUUCGCGGCUCGCGCCAGCAAAACACCUACGAUACGCUACCGCGAGUCGACCACUACAGAAACCUCUUCUCAUACGUCAUUGGGAACAAGAAGUCGCGACCUACGCUGGAGCAGCUGCAUGAGGCACAGGAGGAUGGCUUGACCACAGUGCUGGUUGAAUCACCAAAGAAGGAAGUGAAGGGGCCAACAAAGAAAGCUGUAAAGUUUGGAUGGAUAACCGGCGUACUGGUUCGAUGCCUCCUGAACAUAUGGGGAGUGAUGCUGUUUUUGCGUCUUUCGUGGGUGGUGGGACAAACUGGUUUAGGGCUGUUCACUGUCGUGAUUCUGCUGUCUACUGUAGUCACCAUACUGACCGCUCUCUCGAUGUCAGCUAUCUGCACAAAUGGCGAGGUCAAGGGAGGUGGCGCUUACUACAUGAUAUCGCGUAGUCUGGGACCAGAGUUUGGUGGUGCCAUCGGCAUCAUAUUUUCGCUCGCCAAUGCCGUUGCUGUCGCCAUGUAUAUCGUCGGAUUCGCUGAGACCGUUCGAGACGUGAUGAAGGAAUACGGGUUGCAGAUAGUGGAUGAACUCAAUGAUGUAAGAAUCAUAGGCUGCAUCACCCUUGUUGUGCUACUGGGAGUAGCCAUGGUAGGCAUGGAGUGGGAAGCACGGGCGCAGUUAAUCCUGCUCGGCAUUUUGGUAGUGGCCAUCUUGGAUUUUGUUGUCGGUCUUUUCCUGAAGGUCACCGAGGCGAAGGGAGUGAAGGGCUAUACAGGUUACAGUGCGGGAACGUUCUUGGAGAACUUGCAUCCGGAGUUCCGGGAAGGUCACGGCUUUUUUUCCGUCUUCUCCAUCUUCUUCCCGGCGGCGACAGGCAUCCUCGCUGGCGCAAACAUAUCGGGGGAUCUCGCCGAUGCGCAGUCGGCAAUUCCCAAGGGCACCUUGAGAGCAAUCCUGCUGACGACAGCCACCUACCUUGUGAUGGGAUGGAUGGUCGGUUCGACUGUGAUCAGGGAUGCGAAUGGCAGCACAGAGGACUACUACAACGCGACGGUGAACUUUACAUGCAGUGCCCCGGACGCCUCGCCAUGCCGAUACGGCCUGCUUAAUGAUGUGCAUGUGAUGGAGCUCAUAUCUGGCUUUGCUCCGCUCAUCCUUGCCGGCAUCUUCGCUGCAACCCUCUCCUCGGCUCUCGCCAGCCUCGUCGGAGCGCCAAAGGUCUUUCAGGCUGUGUGCAAGGACAACUUGUUCCCCGGUAUCCACGUCUUCGCUGUUGGCUCGGGAAACAACGACGAACCUAAACGGGCGUACCUACUUACGUUUGUCAUUGCCAUCGGAUGCAUCCUGAUCGCGGAGUUGAACGUGAUUGCCCCGAUCAUCUCCAACUUCUUCCUGAUGGCCUACACGCUAAUCAACUACUCGUGCUUCGAUGCCUCCUUCUCCAACUCCCCGGGUUUCCGUCCACCGUACCAGUACUACAACAUGUGGCUGUUACCACUAACUAACCUAUAUUUUCUGCGUGACUGUAAGGUUCACUUUGGUUGCAGCAAACCAGAUGUGAACUGGGGAUCGUCGACGCAGGCAAACGUUUACCGCAGUGCCCUCAUCGCUCUGCUCAAGCUCAACAACGUCGAGGACCAUGUAAAAAACUACAGGCCACAGUGUUUGGUGCUCUCUGGUGACCCCAGGUCACGACCUGCCCUAGUCGAUCUAGUGUCCAGUUUCACCAAGAAAGUCAGCCUGAUGGUGUGUGGACAUCUCGUAUUGUAUGUGAGACUAGAUGAACGUCCGUCUUGUUUCAGCGAUGCGUUUGACCUGAAUCUAUCUGUCGGCAUUCUCUGCGUGCAGGGGGGCCUCGACUGCUCCGACAUGCUCGAGCUCCCAGCCUCCGCAUCAGUACCAGUGUUACAGAAACUGGAGAACGAGUACGAGUGUGUUGUGGAGGAUACGGAUGAUGAGGAUGAGGAGGACGAGGAGAGCAGCUGUGAUGAACAGGAGACAUGCUUCAACACAGAGGAAAUAUUCCACUCGUGUGAGGACCUGCCUUCUGAGAACUCAGCCGAGGUGAAGAGCUUGGUGGACCGGCGCCCCGCCCCGCUCGUGCAGCCACAGCAGGCGAUCAUAGACGGAGCCGUUGGCACGGCAACCACACGCGUGCGCGUCGUCGGGAGGCUGCCCAUCAAUCGCGCGAAGCUGCGCUCCAGCAACCAGUUCCACCGGAAGCAAAAGAAGGGAUUCAUCGACGUCUGGUGGCUGGCAGACGACGGAGGUCUCACCUUGCUGAUUCCCUUCCUCAUCAGCCAGUCAUCGCUGUGGCAAGGCUGCAAGCUCCGUGUCUUCUUCCUCAAGGGAAAGGAGGAUUUGGAUAAAGAGCAACGCAAUAUGGCCGCUCUACUAAGCAAGUUCCGCAUUGACUACUCUCAGAUGACAGUCGUUGAUAGCCACACGGAAGCUCCCAGUGCAGAAAGCGUCACAGAGUUCCAAGAGCUGAUCGAGCCGUGGCGCGUGCGUGCGGGUGGGACGGGGGCGGCGAAGACGUCGUCCGGCAUCACGGACUCGGAGCUGCUGGCGCUGAAGGCUCGCACGGUGCGGCACGUGCGUCUGCGGGAGCUGCUGCAUGAGCACUCACAAGAUGCCAGCCUCGUCGUCAUCACGCUGCCGAUCCCACGGAAGGUAAUCUGUUCACCCUACCUCUACAUGGCCUGGCUGGAGACCCUGACGCGCGGCAUGCCCCCAGUGCUGCUGCUGAGAGGCAACCAGACCAGCGUUCUCACUUUCUACUCCUAGGCAAGGCUUCAUCUAUCAGCAGGGCUUCAUAUAUGAGCACAGGUUAAUCUGUGAACAGAGUUUUAUCUGCGAGCAGGGCUGCAUGUGUGAGCGGGGCUCAUCUGUUGGAGCAGGGCGCUGCAUCU